AUGGCAGUGUUCCACACCCACGCCGUGGCUGGAAGCUUGGGCGGCAUUCUUACUGGAUUCUUCGCCAACCCGAAACUUAACCGGCUUUUCUACAUGGUCCCAGAAUGGCAACAUUACAUAGGCCUAUCUUAUGGCCUCCACAGUGGCCAAGUCAAGGCUGGGUUUAAGCAGAUGGGUGUUCAAUUGCUAGGAAUUGUAUUUGUUGUUACGUUGAAUGUUAUUAUGACCAGCCUGAUUUGCUUGUUGAUUAGGCUUGCGGUUCCGCUUAGAUUGAGUGAAGAGGAAUUGCUUAAUGGGGAUGAUGCGGUACAUGGUGAGGAAGCGUAUGCGCUGUGGGGUGAUGGAGAGAAGUUUGAGUCCUCCCGCUACACCUCCACUUAUGGCGUGGAGGAGGUUCCGGGUUCGAGAACCAACCGCGAUGGGCCAAUGAUGGGGCCUGAUGAGGACAAUGACUUUAAUGUACUCGGUCAUUCAUCUUAA
Ilex paraguariensis (yerba mate) is the source of this 480-nucleotide messenger RNA. NCBI's taxonomy places the organism in Eukaryota, Viridiplantae, Streptophyta, Magnoliopsida, Aquifoliales, Aquifoliaceae. The record is from the annotation of a GenBank genome assembly.